Molecule: messenger RNA, 2340 nt
Organism: Saitoella complicata NRRL Y-17804
Lineage: Eukaryota; Fungi; Ascomycota; Saitoellomycetes; Saitoellales; Saitoellaceae
Product: RabGAP/TBC
Exons: 2
Coding region: 1-2340 (779 amino acids)
Source: RefSeq, a predicted model, not a curated record
AUGUCUGAGCAAGAUUUCGCUGAUCAAGCAUUCACCUCGGAAGAACGUCCUGGCUUAGCUUCGCCUGUGAAUGUGCCGGAUGAGCCGGAAGUUAAGGAAAGCGUGGAGCACCAGUUGGAGACGCAUGAAGUUGAGCAUGACGCAGCAGAGUUCCUAGAUGCAAAUCGACAAAGCCCAGAAGCUGAACGUGAAGCCAGAGAGCUCGCAGAGGAAGCCUUGGCAGCGAUAGAGCAUUCCAAGGCAGCAUUAUCGGAGCUGCAUGCAGCCGCAAAUGACCACGAGAACAACGGUGAAAGACCAGAGGAGAAAGGUGAAAGUGCGAUGAAGGAGGACGGUGAACACGCCGAGGCUCAGCAGCAACACGCAACAGAUCACAUGCAAACACUAGACGCACAGUCACCAUCAGAGGAGAUUGACCGCUUUCAUACACCAGUAGGCGCGCAACCUACCCCAUCAGAAGAGAAGCCAGAACCUGAGCCGCUGACGGACGCUAUGCACGAUAUCUCCCUCUCCGACAACGAAGCAACUCAUACCCCCACUGCUAUGCCGACGUCACCAACAGGACCGCCCCUCCCACCUCGUGACUCACACCCAACAGCUCAACGCAUGAAGUCCGACCCGGCACCCCCGACACCCGCUCGUCGCGGCCCCUUUUCCUGGUUGAGAUCGGCGUCGACGGGGACCGCAUUGGCUGGCAAGAAGAGUCCUCCUGUGUCACCACCGCUGGAGGCUGCUGGAAAGAGGCGCGAUACCAUGGCUUCGGUCGACUCUGUUUCUACGAUCGCUCCAACUGCGGAGUUGCUUCUGCCGCGUGUGCGUCAGCCGCAAGGCGAAGGUGAUGCAGAUGGUGUCGAUGGCCUGGUGAAGGAGUCGCUGAAGGCUAAUUUCGACCGCCUUCACAGUCAAUCCCAGUCUCAGGUCAGCGAGGACGAGGCGCAUACAAUUCCCGAAGAAUCGGUCGACUGGGAUUUCUGGGACGCAGUGAUCAACGACUAUCCCUCCGUUCAGCGCGACCGCCCACAAGAUCUAUCAAGGGCCAUCCAGAACGGACUACCCUCAAUCAUCCGCGGUACGAUCUGGACCCUACUUGCAAACUCCAAAUCACCCUCCCUCGAAGCCCAACACCAGAAGCUUUGCGGACUUCCCGGUCUCGCCGCGAACGAGAAGCAAAUUCGCAAGGACCUGUCACGAACAUAUCCCAAGGCCGACUUCUUCCGCUCAGGCAGCACGAAAGAAGGCCAGGAGCGGUUGUUCUAUGUUGUGAAGGCAUAUUCACUGCAUGAUCCCGAGGUUGGAUAUGUGCAAGGCGAGUCAUUCAUCGCGGGGCCGCUGUUGAUGAACCUGCCUGAUGAGGAAGCGUUCUCGUUGUUGGUACGGUUGAUGCAUGACUAUGGACUUCGGACACUCUACACGCCCUCUAUGCCCGGCCUUCAUUCCCUUUUGUACCAGUUCGACAGACUUCUGGAGGUUCACUGCCCCCUGCUUCACGUCCACCUGGCCCGCCAAGGUGUUGAGAGCGGCAUGUAUGCCUCUCAAUGGUUCCUUACUCUCUUCGCUUACAAGUUCCCUCUUCCCAUCGUUCUAAGGAUCUUCGAUGUUAUCAUUGCAGAAGGCACAGCGGCGUUAUUGCGUUUCGCGCUGGCUCUGAUGAAGAAGAAUGAGGAGAGGUUUUUGAGCAUGGAGUUCGAUACGCUUGUUGGAUUCUUGAAGGAGGGGUUGUUCGAUGCGUAUAAGGUACAGGAGCAGACGCGUGGGUACAUGGCAUGGGGAAGCGGUGGUGAGGCAGUGUAUCGCGUGAAUGAGUUGGUGAAUGACGCUUAUACCAUCAAGAUCACCUCAGAGGAAUUGGAAAGUUACAAGAAGGACUAUGAGGACGCCACUAGUGCCGAACGGAAGCGUGAGGCCGAGGUCGAGGAUCUACGAACCGCAAACGCGCAGUUGUCAGCAUUGGUCAAGAGACUCGAAACAACUCUAUCCAGUCUCAACCGCGAACACAUCGAACUCGCCAACGCAAUGGUCCAAUCCAAAGUCGAAAACGCCCGUCUCACAGAAGAAAACGAAGACCUCCACACCACCGUCUCCGAACUCCGCAACGCACUCUCCACCCAACCCGCCGAGAUCGAAGAGAAACUACGGAAGGAGAUGGAUACGGUCAUGCAGAAGAACCUGGACGUGAUGAACCAGAACCAGGAGGUUGAGAGUCGGUGUGCGGAGUUGGAAGGGGAGUUGAGUAACGUCAAGGUGCAGUAUGCGGAGGUCAGUUCGAAGUAUGAGGCAUUGAACCGUAGGUGGCAGGAGCUGAGGAGGGCAUUGGAUGAGGAGCCUGGACGAACGCGAUGA